AUGAAGACCUUUGUUCUGCUCAUGACGAUGAUCGUUUUCGGCAUCUCUUUCUCUAAACCCAAUCCUAAACUCGUGCCAUUAGUAAAGAAAUGCAAUAUAGUAAUACCGGUUGAACAUUAUUCACAGACAGUGCUUUUCGAUAUGGAUGUGUUUGGUCAACCGGAGUUAAAAACAUGUAUCCUGAAAGAAUGCCUCAUAAACCACACCGUGAUCUUAUUAAACGUGUUCGGUAAAGACAUAGACAUCGGGCUCAAUGUAACAAGGACUUUCAUAAGAACAAGUGAUAACCCUAACGUGAUGAUCAUGACGAAAUAUUUGACAAAGAAGGUAAUAGACUCUCCAGUGUGGAAGUUCUUCUCUAAAUCCAGAUGGUCUGUACUUUAUAUGAUCGUUACUGGCGAAAAAAAAUACAAGUGUACCACCAAUGGCACGAUGGCAGAAAAGGAUUUUCUAAUUCUCAAGAAUGUUAUGAACUAUCUAUGGCAUAAAUUCCAAAUUAUGCGUGUUGCUUUGUUAUUCCCUCGUGCAUGUAAACAAAAAAUCAUCCUUUAUCACGGCAAGCAACCAUCUUCCGAUAUUUUAUAUGAUAGAUCUAUUAAAAUAUAUAACAACUCGAAUAACACAGACACGUAUUUAGCUAUUAAGAAAAGUGGUGACAAUUUGGCUGACGACUACCCUAUGCAAGGAAGUAUAUUCUACAGAAUUCCUACGUCUAUCAAACAUUGUGACAAUAUGCAUUACUAUGUGCAUUUCAAUUUGAAUUUGACACUCGGGUACUGUGGUUUGGAUGGAAUGGUAAUGCAUGACAUUCUGACUUAUUUAAAAUUCAAUCUUACCGUCCCAGAAAAUCCAUCUUGUAACAAUUACGGGUCAGGCGACGCGAGUGGUGUACUUGGAUGCAUCAUUCGCAACGAAGUGGACAUAUCCUUCAAUUCUAGAUUCAUGACGAUGUACUCAGAUGAACAUAUUUAUUAUCUCCAUUACGUUACAAUCGACACAUUAUGUGCUUUAAUAAAAAGACCUGACAUGGUACCACUUUGGCAAGGAGUGUAUAAUUUUUUUUCUGCGGAGAUCUGGACACUGACAGGAGUGGUGUUGGUAGCAAUAGCUUGCAUCCUAUGGGCCACUGCGCUGGUAAACAAAACAUUGACCGGCUCCGAGACAGAGACAUUCUGGAGAUAUUUGUACUCUAGCGUGAUAUCAACAAUGAUCGGAUAUUCACCGAUGAAAACCAAAACAUAUCUUAUGAUUAGGAGCGCGUGCUUAAUGGGAUCUAUUUUAUUUUUAGCUGUUUAUCAGAGUCACAUGAGUAGAGUGUAUACAACAAUAAAACAUUUUCCUCAAAUAAAAACUCUAAAAGACUUAUACAGUUCUGGAGCAAGUUUAUAUACCUCUCCAACAAUGAAAGAAUUUAUGAGGCAAUUACAGAAUCCAGAUGACGGACUGCAAAGUGAAUUCUUUAAUAAGGCAUCUUUAACGACAGGGGAACGACUCGGUGCAGGAAAACUUCUGGAGAAUCCGCACCUAGCCACAAUAGAUAGAAAAACUGACGCUGAAAUGGAAAUCCUCAAAAAUUACUCCGAUCCUUUUGGGAUGCCUCUUAUAGAUAUAUUGGAAGAAUGCUUCAGGACCUAUUACGUGUCAUAUAUUUCACGAUCAGAUUUUCCGUUUUUCGAAACUGUACAAAAGUUUAUGCAGCAUCUACAAGAAGCUGGUCUUCCAGCGAUGUACUACAAGUGGACCCAGCAGAUGCUGGACAUACCAAACACUGUACCAGACUACCACAACCAAGCACGACGACCCUUCUCGAAAAUAACGUUAACUGAUCAAAGUGUUGCUUUUGCGAUACUGGCUCUUGGUGUAAUAAGUUCUUUAGCUAUAUUCAUAGUUGAAAUAUGGAAUGGAAGACGUCUUACUAAAAUUAUUAAUGAAACUGCUACACUUAACACCUAA
Spodoptera litura is the source of this 1953-nucleotide messenger RNA. The record is from RefSeq and is a predicted model, not a curated record. NCBI's taxonomy places the organism in Eukaryota, Metazoa, Arthropoda, Insecta, Lepidoptera, Noctuidae.